This is a messenger RNA of Xenopus tropicalis (tropical clawed frog), 2472 nucleotides long. It is a transcript of the gene prmt5, whose product is annotated as protein arginine methyltransferase 5. The coding region runs from base 74 to 1975 and encodes 633 amino acids. The transcript is spliced from 17 exons. NCBI's taxonomy places the organism in Eukaryota, Metazoa, Chordata, Amphibia, Anura, Pipidae. Gene Ontology annotation, cellular component: cytosol; nucleus; cytoplasm. Gene Ontology annotation, molecular function: methyltransferase activity; histone H4R3 methyltransferase activity; protein-arginine omega-N symmetric methyltransferase activity. Gene Ontology annotation, biological process: chromatin remodeling. The record is from RefSeq and is a predicted model, not a curated record.
GCAGAUCCUCAUUGGCUGAUCCGAACUGUUGUCACAAGAACGGGGUACCGCGCGUGGAGUGGAAGUUGGCAAGAUGGCGGCAGGCGGCGGAGGCCGUGUGUCCAGCGGCAGAGAUCUCGGCUGCGUGACAGAGGUUGCGGACACACUGGGGGCGGUGGCUAAGCAAGGGUUUGACUUUCUGUGUAUGCCGAUCUUUCAUCCUCGCUUUAAAAGGGAAUUUUUCAAGGAACCUGCAAAAUCGCGCCCAGGACCACAGACCCGCUCAGACUUGCUGCUUUCUGGCCGAGACUGGAAUACAUUGAUUGUUGGGAAAUUGUCCGACUGGAUAAAGACAGAUUCUAAAGUGUCUGGAAUCCGCAAAACCUCGGAAGCGGCUUUGCAGCAGGAGUUAAAUUUUUCUGCAUAUUUGGGGCUCCCAGCAUUCUUAAUUCCUCUUAAACAAGAAGACAACAGUAACUUAUCCCGUCUCCUUAUCAACCACAUUCACACAGGACACCACUCUACAAUGUUUUGGAUGCGAGUUCCUUUAAUGGCCCCUAAUGAUCUACGUGAUGAUAUCAUUGAAAAUGAACCUCUCAGUCAAAGUGAGGAGGAUAAUAUCGAUGAGGAAAGGACUUGGAUAUGGUGGCACAACUUCCGGAGCCUUUGUGAUUACAACAAGAGAGUUGCAUUGGCAAUUGAGGUUGGGGCUGAUCUACCAAAUGGGCAUAUUAUUGACAGGUGGUUGGGUGAACCUAUCAAGGCAGCCUUUCUGCCAACCAGUAUCUUCCUCACCAACAAAAAAGGUUUUCCAGUACUGUCCAAAGUGCACCAACGUCUUAUCUUUAGGCUAUUUAAGCUGGAGGUGCAGUUUGUCAUUUCUGGUGCUCAUCAUCAUUCCGAGAAGGAUUUCUGCUCUUACCUCCAGUACCUAGAGUACUUAAGCCAAAACCGCCCUCCUCCAAAUGCAUAUGAAAUGUUUGCUAAGGGUUAUGAGGAUUACCUGCAGUCACCCCUCCAGCCUCUAAUGGACAAUUUGGAAUCUCAGACCUACGAAGUAUUUGAGAAAGAUCCCGUGAAAUAUUCUCAGUAUCAACAGGCAGUAUAUAAAUGUUUGCUGGACAGAGUGCCAGAGGAAGAGAAGGAGACAAACAUUCAGGUUCUUAUGGUGCUUGGAGCAGGCCGGGGGCCCCUUGUGAAUGCCUCGCUCAGGGCUGCAAAGCAAGCAGAACGCAAAAUCAAGGUGUACGCAGUAGAAAAGAACCCCAAUGCUGUGAUAACGUUGGAAGGGUGGCGUUAUGAGGAAUGGGGCAGUCAAGUGACUGUGGUGUCUGGUGACAUGAGAGAAUGGAAGGCACCUGAGAAGGCUGAUAUUAUAGUUAGUGAGCUUCUGGGAUCAUUUGGUGAUAACGAACUGUCUCCUGAAUGUCUGGACGGAGCUCAGCACUUCCUGAAAGAGGAUGGAGUUAGUAUUCCCAGUGAAUACACUUCUUACUUGGCGCCGAUCUCUUCAUCCAAACUGUAUAAUGAGGUACGAGCUUGCAGGGAAAAAGACAGAGACCCUGAGGCUCAGUUUGAGAUGCCCUAUGUCGUUAGGCUACACAACUUCCAUCAGUUAUCUGAUCCCUUGCCAUGCUUCACAUUCCUCCACCCCAACAAAGAUGCUGUAAUCGAUAAUAACCGCUACAUUUGCCUGCAGUACAGAGUAGAUCUAAACACAGUGCUACAUGGGUUUGCUGGAUAUUUUGACGCUGUGUUGUACAAAGAUGUGACGCUGAGCAUUUGUCCUGAAAGUCACUCCCCAGGCAUGUUUUCUUGGUUUCCCAUCCUCUUUCCUAUCAAGCAACCCAUUCCUUUGCGGGAGGGCGACACUGUUUGUGUCCGAUUUUGGCGUUGUAAUAAUGGCAAGAAGGUUUGGUACGAAUGGGCUGUAACAUCCCCUGUGUGCUCUGCAAUUCACAAUCCUACAGGACGUUCCUACACAAUUGGCCUGUGAUAGACAAGUUUGAAAACCAUCACCUUCAUAAGAGAGUGACAUGGGGCAUACAACGAAUGGAGAAAUACUAGGGGUUUGUGCUGCAGAAGGGUAGCGCACAAUGGGUUACUAUCAGCACUUAUGACUUUGCCUCUAUGAGAGGCUUCCUGCAGUUGAACUGUAUGUUUGUUCACUUAUAGUCCUUUUUUUAUUAUGUGUUAAUAGCAAUGUUUAAUAUUAAAAGGUUCCUGAGUUAAUUUAUGCACCUGCGGACAUUACAUCUAAGAGUAUGCCAAAGUUCUAACGUUACCUUUGAAUACCGGUGGAAGUAAAUUUAAUAUGAAAUAUAACCAAGUUUAUUCAAUUGUGCUGUUGAUGGUUCAAAGCAUUUUUUAGGGGAAGAUACAGAUUUUGUAACGGUCUAUUUCUCUAGAAUCACAAACCAUUAAAAUGUACCAUCAGACAUGGACUCUGCCUGGUGAGCAAAACUAUUAAUAAAUCUAGUUCCUUGUGAGAAA